Erinaceus europaeus (western European hedgehog) is the source of this 855-nucleotide messenger RNA. It is a transcript of the gene DYDC2, whose product is annotated as DPY30 domain containing 2. The record is from RefSeq and is a predicted model, not a curated record. Lineage: Eukaryota; Metazoa; Chordata; Mammalia; Eulipotyphla; Erinaceidae. Gene Ontology annotation, cellular component: Set1C/COMPASS complex.
UACCUGUUCAGUGAUUUCCUCCCUGCUCUGAGGUAGAAUGUGUGGGUGAGGGAGGUUAUCACACAGCCACUCCUAAUCACCAUUAUAUCAAGCUCUCUUAGGUCUGCUGAUCUCCCAGGACCCAAGACAAGUGGAGAGCUUUAGAAAAAUGUUCAUGUGAAUGCCCACAAGGAUGGAGACUGAAUACCUGAAGAGGUGCUUUGGGAAUUCCCUGACCCAAGCUCUGGCAGAGGUGGCAAUGGUUCGACCCAGCGACCCCAUAGAGUACCUGGCUCACUGGCUCUAUCACCAUAGAGAAAUCAUCAAGGCAAAAGAAGAGGACAGGAAAGAGGAGACUGUGAUGAAGGAAGAACCUGGUAAUAGUUUCAAGAAAACUGAACUGACAAACCGUGAACCACUGAUAACUGUAGCUGGCUCCCCAGAGAAGAUUGUAUCCGUGCCAGAGAGCACAAAACCCCUGGAGAAGGAAGCCUUGGUGCAGGAGUCCUUGCCAAGUACUUCCAGUACAAUUCCAGGAAACCAAGACAGUCCCUCUUCAGAGCCAUUCUGUCAGACAUCAGAACUCCACACAGAAUUAAGUGACCUGGUUUUCCUAUAUCAGAUCGCUUGCAAAAUGCAUCCUGGAUCCAAAUAUUCUUCAUAAAUUAUCAGAAGGUGGGUGAUAUGAAUCAUGCUUAUUUCCAAGUUGCAAGCUGAGACAAUGAUAACCAUUUGACUUAAACCACAACUUGAAGGACUGUGGAAGGAGGUGUCUACAGCCCGAUUCCUGAUCGACGGUCAUGAAAACCCCUUAAUUGUGUGAAAAUUUGAUUUCGUUACAGGACCAAAUAAACUCACAAUAAGCAUUGACUGUAA